UUGCUCAGAUGGUCACAGUUCACGUGUUCAGAGUACUACGGAACCGACGUCCCAAAUAGUUUAUUUUAGUACGAAGUUGAUGAGCUGUGCUUCACAGAGUUCAAAGUUACGUUUCUGUUGAGAUAUGUUGUCGAAUAUUUUGUCGAGAUCUUCGUUGGGACGUACAUCAGUCAUUAUGAGGCAUCUUCAGCCCUCAUGUGCACCAAUGUCAUCAGCUCCAUCUCCAGAUGAAGACGUCCUGUUUGACAAAGUAGACAAAAAAUGUUUGGUCAUUUUGAAUAGACCCAAAGCUCUCAAUGCACUCAACUUAUCCAUGGUUCGGAAGAUAACACCAAAGCUUAAGGAAUGGGCUGCCGAUCCACAGAACAGUAUGGUGAUUAUCAAAGGAACUGGUGAAAAGGCCUUCUGUGCAGGAGGAGAUAUAAAAGCCGUGACGGAACUCGGCAAGGAGAGUGUUUCCAAGGGAGCGAUCUUCUUCAGAGAGGAAUACAUCCUAAACAACGCCAUAGCCACCCUACCAAUACCCUACAUUGCACUCAUUGAUGGCAUCACUAUGGGUGGAGGUGUGGGUCUGUCAGUCCACGGCUUGUUCAGAGUGGCCACAGAAAGGACUCUCUUUGCCAUGCCCGAGACGGCUAUUGGUCUCUUUCCUGAUGUGGGAGGGGGCUACUUCUUACCCAGACUCCAAGGCAAGCUGGGACUAUACCUGGCCCUCACAGGUUACCGACUGAAGGGACGUGAGGUACAGAAAGCCGGGGUGGCCACGCACUUUGUAGAAUCAAACAGGAUGAAAGAAUUAGAAGAUAAAUUGCUCGCAUUGCCUGGCCCCAGCCAGUCAGACAUUGUCCAGCUACUAGAUGAAUACCAAAGUCAGAGUCAACUAGAUGCAGACAAGCCCUUUUCACUGGAGCCACACAUAGACAACAUCAAUAGGCUGUUUGGUGGUGGUUCCUUGGAGGAAAUNAUUCAGGCUCUUGAGAGCGAUGGCUCAGAUUGGGCACUGAAGCAACUGGAGAUAUUGAGGAAGAUGUCUCCUACUUCCAUGAAGAUCACCCACCGACAGCUGACUCUAGGAGCUAGUAUGAGCCUACAGGAUGUGUUACCUAUGGAGCUUCGGAUGGCACACGGUUGUGUUAGGGGCAAGGAUUUCUAUGAAGGGGUCCGAGCUGUGCUUGUGGAUAAGGACAACAAUCCUAAAUGGUCACCUGACACCCUAGAGGGGGUGACAGAUGACAUCAUAGAGGAUCACUUCCGUCAUCUUGAUGACAGUGAAUUGAUUUUAUAGGACAUCACCGUAACGCACAUUUACUGGAUAUUUCUACAAUUAUGUGCCAUAUGAACAGAGGUAUAUAUGUAAAUCAAAAUGUUUUUAUCGUGAUUACAGACUACGAGGACUGACAAAGAUUUGAAACUUACACUAAGGCCCUGUCUCAGUUAUUGGGUAUAAAUUCGUUUGUGAAUGCUGUAAGAGAUUCCAGGAAGAUCCUGCAUAUGUCUCGUCUGAGUAUCAUCGUGCGGCUCAGAAACGACACCUGAUAUAUGCAACCCUUUGUGCUAUCCAGUAAGAGCCAACUGUAGAGGCUGUGAUGUCAUGUGGAUCAGAAACCUGCUAAAUGUUUUUGAUCAGAUGAUAGGUGUCAGCCAACUGACAGAUGAGUCGCAGAUCAGCUGAUGAUGCUCAGCCAACCUGCACUGCAAGCAUGUUUUAGACCUGGAGACUAGAGUGUGCCUGACCUGCUUCUCUGUACAUUGUAGGUAGCAAAUACACAAAUACGAACCAACAUUGUUGCAUA
Acanthaster planci (crown-of-thorns starfish) is the source of this 1793-nucleotide messenger RNA. It is a transcript of the gene hibch, whose product is annotated as 3-hydroxyisobutyryl-CoA hydrolase. Gene Ontology annotation, cellular component: mitochondrion. Gene Ontology annotation, biological process: L-valine catabolic process. The record is from RefSeq and is a predicted model, not a curated record. Gene Ontology annotation, molecular function: 3-hydroxyisobutyryl-CoA hydrolase activity. Lineage: Eukaryota; Metazoa; Echinodermata; Asteroidea; Valvatida; Acanthasteridae.